This is a messenger RNA of Heterotrigona itama, 1350 nucleotides long. Lineage: Eukaryota; Metazoa; Arthropoda; Insecta; Hymenoptera; Apidae. The record is from the annotation of a GenBank genome assembly.
GCGCCGGAGACGAGGCUGGUCGGUGUGCCGACCGGUCAACUGGAAGAGGGUCGCGACCAGCUGGAGAUCCGAUGCCUAGCCGACGCGAAUCCACCGGCCUCGAUCCUCUGGAGGAGAACCAAGAGCCCGGGAGUCACCGAGGUGGCCAGCAUCGGUGAGACGUUGCUGUUCUCGCCGAUCUAUAGGAAUCACGCGGCCGUCUAUAUCUGCGAGGCGGCCAACACCGAGGGUGAAAGCAGCCCGGUCUCUGUUCAAGUGUCCGUCAACUAUCCGCCGACCAUCAGCUCGGUGGGCCCGGAUCGGCUGACCACGGCGUUACUCUUUUCCGGGGCGUCGUUCGAGUGCAACGCUGACGCGAUGCCACCAGCUGAAUACAGAUGGGCCCAGAUCUUCACCGAUGGCCGGAUGCCAUUGGAAUGCGGUACCGGGCAACGAUUGAUCCUGACGAACGUGACGUACGAGCAACAGGGUCAAUACAUAUGUCUCGCCUCGAACAAAAUCAAUGGGAACGUCAGGGAAGUCAAAAGCGAUCCUGUAUCUCUACAAGUGGUCGGCGCACCUAGGGUGGUGAAACCGGCCAUCACGGAGAAGUUUGUCGUGGCAACGACCGAGGGGAACCCAGCGAAAUUAGAGAUCAGAUUGUGUUCCGACCCGAAGCCCCGGCUCGUGGCUUGGGAAUGGGGCAGCACCAGACUCCACGCCGGUGAGGUUCUGGAGUCGCGGUAUCGAGCAUUGGAUCUGGAGCCGCUGGCGGUCGAAGAUUGUUACAUAGCCGUUUUAGAACUGACUAGCACGGUGAAGGAGGAUCAGAGACUGUACCACGUAAUCGUGGAGAACGAUCGUGGAAGCGAUCGUCGGGCUCUGAUGCUGAGAGUCGACGAACCGGGCCAGAUUCCACUCGUUAUCGGCGCUGUCGCUGGGUUUACGGUACUCUCGGUGCUGGUAAUGGGAUUCGUUUGUUUCCUACGCUCGGAUAGAUGCUGCGUAGCCAGAAAUACGGUGCCUGCGCUGCAGCAAGCUUCAAACACGAUGAUAGAGGAUCCUCGCUUAGCGGUGGAUACAAUGGAACGCAACAACCAGCAAUACGCGUCCGAGAAACGACCGAACCACGUUCUGAAACCUGUCCCGUCCCAACAGUAUCAGCAAGAGUGUUAUCAACACGAUCCACCGCACCAGCAGCAGCAUUAUCAGAGGCAUCAUCAUCAUCACCAUGGACAGCCUCACGGACCACAGUACACGCUCCAGGGGGAGCAGCUGUUUCUCAAACCAGAUCGUUUAGCAACCCUGAAGCCUCACUGCAAGAUCGAGAAGCCGCCGCAGUACACGACGUUCAAGCCGAGCUCGAACAAC